Molecule: messenger RNA, 504 nt
Organism: Funneliformis mosseae
Lineage: Eukaryota; Fungi; Glomeromycota; Glomeromycetes; Glomerales; Glomeraceae
Source: the annotation of a GenBank genome assembly
AUGACUUCUGAUUCCACCAAACCGGGUGAAAUUAAAGCCAAUGUGCCAACACCUCAAUUUAAAAAUACGGAAAUAAAGGCUUCAGCUCAACAUCCUGAUCCAAAUGCAUCUGUAGGGGAAAAAGCAUCCUCGGCAAUGGCCACAUUGAGUUCUCAUGCGGAUCCUUAUCCUCAUUAUUUCAUGUCUGCCUUCUCUGGAAUGGGAGCCGUGUACGCUCAUCGGAAUAUGAAUCAACCAAAAACGGCUGCAGUAGCUGGUGUGAUCGCGUUAGCAUAUGCCGCUUCUGGAUAUCUUAUUAAUAAAGGAAAUCAUACUAUGGGUUACAACAUCGCCACAUUGACGUCACUUGGUCUUCUCGCCACAUCCGGGCCUUCAGCUUUUGCGACUAAAGACGCAUUUCAUGUCGCAAUGACAAGUUUAGGGGCCGUCAGUACGGCAGGAAAUUCAUUGAAAUGGUAUCAAUUGAAAUCUGGUAAACCUAGAGACUUGGAAAUUAAUAAGUGA